Molecule: messenger RNA, 775 nt
Organism: Rhizopus microsporus ATCC 52813
Lineage: Eukaryota; Fungi; Mucoromycota; Mucoromycetes; Mucorales; Rhizopodaceae
Exons: 1
Coding region: 361-648 (95 amino acids)
Molecular function (GO): nucleic acid binding; zinc ion binding
Source: RefSeq, a predicted model, not a curated record
CGAAGUUACCCUCAUUUCUGCUGAACACUGCAAAGAAGCUGUAGUGACCCCCCUAGUCAUUGAAAAUCAAGUUUUUACUGCCUCACCUGCUGUACAUCCGGGCCGUGCACUUCUGAGAGUAAAUUUAACUAAGAUUCCUAUCAUGCCUAUUGAGCAGUUAAGAGAUAAGCUAUUGAAUAGCUUCGCUCAGUACGGUAUAGUUAGAGAGUUAUUUAUCUUGAUGACUAGGCCCAGCGCUGGUUUUCCGGUAAUGGGUGCAUUUACCUGGAAAGACCGCCUAGCUCUGAAAUUAAGUUUGAUCCUUUGACAUAUAAGAUACCUCUUGAUGGUGACCAUUCAUGCUUGGGUACGUGGUCCAAAAUGGACAAACAUUGCAUUUACUGUAAGGCUAUGAGCCAUAUUAGGAAGGAUUGUCCUUCACUUUCGACUGAAACGCGUACCUGCUUCGUAUGCCAUAGCCGUAGUCACAUCGCUCGCAACUGCCCUAAGGUUACAAACCCUAAUCAGACAGCCUCCAAACGCCGUCGGCCUAUUCCUGUCGACAGUAGUUACGAAGUACCUGUCACUGUUCUUUCUCGCCCUGCUAAAACACUAUUGUCCACUAUCGUCCACUACUCCACCAACUUCUCCCGAACCAGUACUACAUGAAGUUUCAACGACCUCUGAGGAAGUAGCCUCUGCACCAGUCCUCAAGCAUCAAACAACGGCCCCGAUGCCUAAUGCAGACUCCUCAGUAGACUUUGUCUUCGUCCCUACUCCCGUACAGGAGAAUGUU